CUGGGAGCGUGACGUGUGCCCGGCGGAGUUGGCGCCAAUGUGUUCUGUGACUGGAAGAGAGACAAAGAGCAACCGGUUGCGUUUUACAUUUCAACAUCUUUUUUUUUUUUACCCGCAGUUAGGGCUCAGCUAUGGCGGAUAAAGAAGCAGCGUUUGACGAUGCGGUGGAGGAGCGUGUUAUUAAUGAGGAGUACAAGAUAUGGAAGAAGAACACCCCUUUCCUGUAUGACCUGGUGAUGACACACGCUCUGGAGUGGCCCAGUCUUACGGCACAGUGGUUACCAGAUGUCACCAGGCCUGAAGGGAAGGACUUCAGCAUUCACAGGCUGGUGCUCGGCACUCACACGUCUGAUGAACAAAACCACCUUGUCAUCGCCAGCGUUCAGCUGCCCAACGAUGAUGCCCAGUUUGACGCUUCUCAUUAUGACAGCGAGAAAGGAGAGUUUGGCGGAUUUGGAUCAGUCAGCGGGAAGAUUGAAAUAGAAAUCAAAAUCAACCACGAGGGGGAAGUGAACCGGGCCCGCUACAUGCCACAGAACCCGUGCAUCAUCGCUACGAAAACCCCAACCAGUGAUGUGCUGGUGUUCGACUACACAAAGCACCCCUCAAAACCAGAUCCCUCGGGCGAAUGCAACCCCGAUCUGCGUUUACGAGGGCAUCAGAAAGAAGGGUACGGUCUGUCCUGGAACCCCAACCUCAGCGGCUACCUGCUGAGCGCGUCGGACGAUCAUACGAUCUGUCUGUGGGAUAUCAGCGCUGUCCCGAAGGAGGGGAAGGUGGUGGACGCUAAGACAAUCUUCACCGGGCACACAGCGGUGGUGGAGGACGUGUCGUGGCAUCUGCUGCACGAGUCUCUCUUUGGAUCAGUCGCUGAUGAUCAAAAACUCAUGAUCUGGGACACCAGGUCUAACAAUACAUCAAAACCAAGCCAUGCUGUCGAUGCCCACACUGCCGAAGUGAACUGCCUGUCCUUCAACCCCUACAGUGAAUUUAUCCUGGCAACAGGCUCUGCCGACAAGACUGUUGCACUUUGGGAUUUGCGUAACUUGAAACUGAAGUUACACUCGUUUGAGUCUCACAAAGAUGAAAUCUUCCAGGUUCAGUGGUCUCCUCAUAAUGAAACUAUUCUGGCAUCCAGUGGAACUGACAGGCGGCUCAAUGUCUGGGAUUUGAGUAAAAUCGGCGAGGAACAAUCCCCUGAAGAUGCAGAGGAUGGACCCCCAGAGUUGCUGUUUAUCCACGGCGGACACACGGCCAAGAUUUCUGAUUUCUCAUGGAACCCCAAUGAACCGUGGGUGAUAUGCUCUGUAUCAGAGGACAACAUCAUGCAAGUCUGGCAAAUGGCUGAGAACAUUUACAAUGACGAAGACCCUGAAGGAGCUGCAGAUGCAGAAGUGCAAGGCUGAUGAACCACAAAUCCAUUGUGUCUCUGUCUGUCUUUCUCUGCUCUUUCUCUUCUCUCUUACCCAUUAAGCUUUCCUACUCCUUUUUGUCUGUAUCUUCUAGACACAAAGCACAGAGUUAGCGGUUGCAUUUGGCACAUAAAGGGCUGGUUUCGUGGACCCCGAUCAGCAUGACUCUUGGCCAGCCUAAUGUUAUUUUAGGUAAGGUGCUUAUUGGUGUCUGUGAAACCAGGCGAUUUUUAGUUUUUUCAAAAACAGAUUUUUCAGAAACCAAACCGUGCCGUAAAUGAAGGUAGUACCAAGAUGGACGAUUUAUUGGCAAAAUCUUAUACAAAAAACACUGCCGUUAUGGAGUGGGUGCCUGUAUUGUAUUAACUGUGCAAUUUCUUAACAGUUACAUAAACAAUCGCCCCAACACAAGGGGUGUACAAAAAUCUAUUUAAGUAGGGCAACAUUUUCUACUUCUCCAAAUGAAUCACUUUAGUUCUAAGUGGGGGAGGAGUUGAUGCAGUGAUGUUCAUUUAGCAUUACCUGACAGGUGACUGACUUGCGAUGCCCCAAUCCAGAGGUACCUAUACUUUCUUUAAAGCCAUAUGUGCCCCACAAGUAACCCUUAUUGGAACACCCUUCAGGUGGGCCAUUUGUAAAACUGGAGCAGUUAAGGCUGUAUUCUAUCUUUUUAAAGUGUCGUAUACAGCCAGUGGUGGAAUACCCAGUUCGACACUCUGUCUGAUAAAGAAGUAAUUCCUGAUGUUUAUUGGAUCAAUUUUUUCAGUGGCAUGUUUUGUAAACUAACCAACGAGAAGAUGGUGCUUUUUUUUUUUUUUUUUAAAUAAAGAAAAAAGCAAGCUUUGCACCGAUCUAUGUCUUGUAUAGAUGUAAAGCAUUUUCUAUUGCUUUUUGCUUAUGUUGAGAGAAUAGAACUGUAAAGAGGCAUGUUUUCAGGAGAGUGAAAUCACCAGCCUUUAUAGCUACCUUGUAGGGAAUGGUGUUUGAGUGGGUUCGGAUGUGCUCAUUCUGCUAUAUCCAUCUCCCCAAUCACCUUGUUUUUAAAGAACUGUUUUAAGUUCUUGCAUUACUGGUUAAGAGGUUUACCAGUCAAACUAAGUUGUAUUUCUCAGUUUUAAGAAGAAAAAAAAAAAAAAUUUGAAGAGAAGUUGAACAGGAGAUUCUGAAUUUUCAAGCCUUUAACCGCUCGCAAUUUUACUUUUGAACCUAGCGCAUCCGAAGCCAGAUAAUUAUUUUCAAUUUGUAAAUCCUACUUUACAGUUGCUAUUUAUCUCGUCGCAGACCUUGUAUAAUUGGACUGUCCCAUUCCAAAUACCAUGUUUAUUAGCUUUGUGUCUUGGUGGAUCAAGCCUUCCUGCAGCUGCUCCUGUUGGUAUUGUCUCUUGAAUUGUCAGUUUUUUAUAUUUUAAUAAUAAAUAUUGUGAUCUUUUUUUA
Messenger RNA from Polyodon spathula (Mississippi paddlefish), 2846 nucleotides. It is a transcript of the gene rbbp4, whose product is annotated as retinoblastoma binding protein 4. The coding region runs from base 132 to 1406 and encodes 424 amino acids. The record is from RefSeq and is a predicted model, not a curated record. Gene Ontology annotation, biological process: regulation of gene expression. Gene Ontology annotation, cellular component: NuRD complex; ESC/E(Z) complex; nucleus. Gene Ontology annotation, molecular function: histone binding. The transcript has 12 exons. NCBI's taxonomy places the organism in Eukaryota, Metazoa, Chordata, Actinopteri, Acipenseriformes, Polyodontidae.